This is a messenger RNA of Fusarium musae, 1653 nucleotides long. RefSeq lists its product as uncharacterized. The transcript has a single exon. The coding region runs from base 1 to 1653 and encodes 550 amino acids. The record is from RefSeq and is a predicted model, not a curated record. NCBI's taxonomy places the organism in Eukaryota, Fungi, Ascomycota, Sordariomycetes, Hypocreales, Nectriaceae.
AUGUCUUCCGAAAAAAUCCCUGAUCAAAAUCCCGAGUCCCUAUCUCCUAAUACGGAGACCUCCCGGAAGCCUCAGCCAGUCACACUGGACCUUCUCCCUACUGAAAUCCUUCUACAGAUUUCAGGUGAACCCGGAAAAGACCAAGACACCAUCUCAGCGGAGGAGUUCAAGGGGUUAUGCUUGCUCAGCCCUCUUCUCAGCCAAGUGUAUCUUCAACUUUACUAUCUUGGGGAUAACUGCGGCCCGUUCCGUCAGGCACUUAGAAGCGCUAAUGUCAAGGCGAUGGAUCGAUGCGCCCAAUCUGGAGCUGUGCCUGAUACGACAUGGGAACUGCCUGAAUCUGACGGUUGUCAAUGCAUCUCUGAGCGCCGACAUACCCACCACAGGCCUAUCGACGAGCUACUGGAGAGUGUGUACUUGGGCAAAGUCCCCAUUGAAAAAGGAAUCAAUGCCUUGAAGUGGCUCUUGGAAAGGAGGUUUGACAUGAAGGAGCAGAAAGACCAGGCGUGGUACGAGGCAAACACGCAUUGCGAUCAUUUCCCCGAAUUUCUGAUCACUAUGCUGAGCAAGAGUCCUGAUCGGACCUACACAGAAGGCAUAUGCCAGAUGAUUAAAUUGGUACAGAGCUACGGCUACUCACUUCCUUUCGCCAUGAAUUUGGAUACUUAUUGGCACUUGGAUGAAAGGGAUAGACUUUCCCCGGGCCUCGUCAGGAAACCAUUGGAUGAGGCCUUACGUUCUCACUGCCCGCCCUAUUUUAUUGAGGUCAUCAUGCAGGAUUAUAUUCGCCGCCGCGUCGACUUUUCGUCUAUUCAUGUCGUGCCCCCUGUUUUCAUGGAAUCCUGGGCGGGAAAACAUAAGUUCGUAUACGACUACACAUGGACCAGCCUAGUUUUCACCCAAGGCCAGCAGUGGUGGAAGUUCACAAAUUUGUUAGAAACAGCAUGGGGUCUUUUUCUGGACCUUAUGGACCCUUCGACGAACUGGGCAGAACAGUACCGUGGCGAGGCUUCAGAUAUCUUGGAGCAGAAGAUCAAGAUCCUUGCCAAGUAUGGGAUUCUCAACCAGAUUGAGGAGGAGAUGCUAGGAAGCAUUGUGGAAGCCAUGCGAUCUAUGUCUACUCCAACAAAGACUAGUAGCAUAACCGAAGUCACCGACUGGGACGCUCAGUGCUGUUGGGACACGCUUGUCAAGGCACUCCGACCUUACACGAUUGACUGGGAUGUGUAUACGGUCGACAAUUGGACCUCAGGAGAGGGAGAUAUUGACACCUGGGACGAUGCCCAUCGAUAUCACCGUUUCAUCAUUGAUCGUGAGUGGAACCCGUAUGAAAUGUACCAUAACUAUCAGUUGCAAAACAGCCACACCAGACCUAUGCUCAACCGUCCCUGGGGAAGCAAGGGGGUUGCGAGGGGAGUUGAUGGGCGGUGGAUGGAUCGCGAGUGGACACGCGUGGUUCACCGCGAAGAUCGCCUACCGCCUUGUGAGGUAAAGGGGGAAGAUGAGGAUGGGGAUCAUCCCUUGAUGAUCUGCGACGACUGGAGGUUGCCAGAAUGGAUCCAUGGCCAGAGCUACAGGGAGAUUGAAAAGGUUGUCAGCGAGCGCUGGAUCGAUCUUUAUGUCACAAGGGGUAUUGUCCCUAGAUUCCCUUAG